Ceutorhynchus assimilis (cabbage seed weevil) is the source of this 1519-nucleotide messenger RNA. The record is from the annotation of a GenBank genome assembly. NCBI's taxonomy places the organism in Eukaryota, Metazoa, Arthropoda, Insecta, Coleoptera, Curculionidae.
AUGUGAAUCUGUUUAUUUUUGAUCAAUCGGGUGCAGUUUUGAGGCAAAAGUCGAAAGCGCUAUAAAUUACAGUGCUAUACAACGUUGCCAGACUUAUAUAUUUUCCGUCAACCAGUCACAAAUGUCAUUUGUCAUUACGCACGUGUUGACCUCUAGACCCGCCAUUUUCGUCGGCCAUCAUCAAACAAAUUCAAUUUUCCACGUUCUUUUACGAUCGUCACUUCGCAGCGUUAAGUGCCGCCGCCGGUCUUUAUCAAAUCAUCACAAGUCCAAACCUUAACAAAAUCGAUCCAGAAAUGGCGGACGAAUACUUUUUUGCCAUGAGCCUCGAAGGUAAUAACCUUACCCAAGCGUGGGACCCGGAAGCCAAAGGGGCAAGCACUGACGAUUACCAAGGCGGCCAUAAGCUGAUAAUAAAACAGAUCGUUUUGGGUGAGGAUGCCGUCGAAGGUGAGGUGAACGUGGUUCAAGUGGAGGCGAUGUCUUUGAAAGAGUCCAGCAAAGUUCCUAUUGCUGUUUUGCAAACCGGUGGAUGCAGGCAGCAAAUUUCCGUGGAUCUGUCUUUCCCUGAUCCUCCAGUCACCUUUUCGUUGCUGAAAGGGAAGGGACCCGUUCAUCUGAUAGGACACCACUUGAUAGGCGGACCUAUUGAAGAAUUCGACGAGCUAGAUGAAAUGGAGGAAGAAAUGGUGGAUGACGAGGAGGGCGAAGAAGGAGCUGAAGAUGAAGAUGACGAAGAACCUAAAUUGAAAAAGGCGAAAAACAACUCCAACAACAGUCCCAAGGGUAAAUCGCCAGCCAAAAAUAAUUCCUCCAAGCCCAAAAAAUAAGCAUAUUUUCUCUUUCUAGAAUAGCUUUAAGUUUAUUUUUUUAUUUUGAUGAUCAUGAAAAAUAAUUGAAUCGAUUUAACUCAUUCUUUUCUGUAUUUUUUUCAAGAAACUCCUUUAAUUUGUAUUUUAGAAUGUAUUUAGUUUUCAUUCCACGAUAUUUGUAAGUUUGUACCUAGUGGAUGAUAUUGGUGUGUUUGGGUGGUUUUAAACAAACCAAUCAUAAUGAACUUAAGUUUUUAUUUAAUGUGGUUGCCCCUUAAUAAUUGGGCUGUAAGAUCAAUUGUAAAUAUAUAAUGUGUCUCAAUAAAGUCGGUUUUUGUCAAAGGUAUAUAUAUAUUUUUUUUAUUUCAGGAAAUCCUAUUCACAAUUUGUAGUCCAAAGGUACAGGUAAAUUUAUCACCUUUCCUUUACAAAUUGCAUUGAAAGGUAAUAAAUUUUACCUGUAACUUGGACUACAGAUUGUGAAUAGAUAGAUACAUCAGAAACGUUGUAUGCCUUCCUUUUGUUGUCUGAAUAAAGAGCUAUUUAUGCAAAAAGUUUAUGAAAUCACAGUACAGUGAACCUUUAAAUUGUCUAAUAAAUUCAAACUUCUUUAUUGAUAUUUUUUAAUAAAUAUCAAAAAUUCUCUAUAAUACCUAUGUUUUGAAUUGGGAUAUAAACAGGGUGUUCAAGGGCACAAAAAAAUCGAA